CCUGAAGCCUCCCGCACGCCCAGGGGCUCUGAGAAAGCAGCGCCUUUCCCAGGCUGUCCUUGGGAGGUGGCAAAGCUCUGUCCCUGUUGGAGCAUUGCUGACCACUAUCACCAACCAAACAUGCAGAGAGCAUGAGAGCCCAUAGGACCUGACUCAGUCAUCACUCAGAGGAAAGGAGAAGGCAAGAAAGGAAAAGAAGUAGCUGAGAUCCACCAGCAGCUGCCACAGGGCAUCGGCUCCAGCACUGAGCUCCCAGAGGGGGCCAACAGCACAAAUAAGUUGCAGUGCCACAUCUUUCCUAGACCAUGUCAUUCCCAGCACACAAGGCUGAACAUGUAAAGUGACUCUGCAAUGUUCUCCAAGGUCCCUGUAGAACAAGGGUCACUUCAGGAAGGGCUCUAGGCCUGCCUGGUCCAGGCUCACUCCAGGCAGCUUCAGAGCUGAUGAGAGCAGGACUGCUCCAUCCUUGCAGUGACACCAUGGAUCCAUGUUACAACCACACAAGCUCUCAAAAAAGUAUGGACCCCUCCAUGCAGCUGCUGGUGGGGUUCUUUCUGGGCGUCCUCAUCAUGAUCACUCUCUGUGGUAACAUCAUCGUGUGCCUGGCCGUCACCCUGGACCGGCGGCUGCGGAGCGUGACCAACCGCAUCAUCGUCUCCCUGGCCAUCACAGACCUGCUGCUGGGGCUGCUGGUGCUGCCCUUCUCUGCUUACUACGAGCUCACCAACGAGUGGCCCUUUGGCAGCGUUCUGUGCAACAUCUACACCAGCCUGGACGUCAUGCUGUGCACGGCCUCCAUCCUCAACCUCUUCAUGAUCAGCCUGGAUCGCUACUUCGCCGUCACCACCCCGCUCCGCUACGGCCAAGUGGUCACUCCCUCGCGGGUGGCCGUGGGCUUGGCUGUCAUCUGGACUGUUUCACUGAUGGUCUCCUUCCUACCCAUCCACCUGGGCUGGAACACCAAGGGGACAGCGGUGCAGAACACAAGCACCACCUGCAGCAAGGAGUGCACGCUGGGAGUGAACCUUGAGUACGGGUUGGUGGACAGCUUGCUCACCUUCUACAUCCCUCUGGUCAUCAUGUGCAUCACCUACUACAAGAUACUCAGGAUAGCCAGGGAGCAAGCCAAGAGGAUAAACCACACGUGGGGCAACGCGCCCAUGUCCCCCAUGGUGAAGGAGCACAAAGCCACCAUGACGCUGGCAGUGGUGCUGGGAGCCUUCAUCGUGUGCUGGUUCCCCUACUUCACCCUCUUCACCUACCGGGGCGUGUCGGGGGACAGCCAGGUCAAAGGCACACUCAUGUCCAUUGUGCUCUGGCUGGGCUAUGCAAACUCAGCCCUGAACCCCAUCCUCUAUGGGACACUCAACAAGGAUUUCCGAGUGGCAUACCAGAACUUGCUGCACUGCUGCAGGACAGGAUACCCCAGGAACUCCCACCUGCCUCCCCUGCAGCAGGCCCAGCCCAGAGGCAGGCAGGGCCAGGGCAGGCAGGAGGGCAAACCCUUGAAGCUGGAGGUGAGGAACGAGAAGGGGACUCUGCUCACUGAUGGAGCCCUCAAGAGCACUGGAGCUUUCCUGUGAGUCUCAGCCUGCCCGCUGCCCUAGGACCCACAUCUCCCAGCCUUCAACUCCUGGCUGCCCUCUUCCAAAAUCCUGUCUGUGAGGUUGAAAGGACAACACUCAGCUUUCCUCAGCGGAAAACUCGACAGCAGAGGCGAGAG
Molecule: messenger RNA, 1723 nt
Organism: Melozone crissalis (California towhee)
Lineage: Eukaryota; Metazoa; Chordata; Aves; Passeriformes; Passerellidae
Gene: HRH2
Product: histamine receptor H2
Exons: 3
Coding region: 444-1583 (379 amino acids)
Biological process (GO): chemical synaptic transmission; gastric acid secretion; positive regulation of vasoconstriction
Cellular component (GO): dendrite; membrane
Molecular function (GO): G protein-coupled serotonin receptor activity; histamine receptor activity; neurotransmitter receptor activity
Source: RefSeq, a predicted model, not a curated record